CAUCAUUUCAACCUUUCUCGGCAAGCCGACGUUAUCGGCUGACGAAGAUGCACACGGCUACGGACGCAGCGCAGCAGCUACGAGACUUAUGCGAUCGUCUGAACUGCGAUUUCGAUACGUUUUAUUCUGUCCUGAGCGAAGAUCCAUUGAAGUUCACGUCCGUGAUUGCAAGAUUCGUCUCUCAAACCCAAGAUACCCAUAAUGCAGCGUUGGCAAAGGGAGAGAGCGGUACCGUAGCGGUCCUUGUCGCCAGUAAUCCCAGAGAAGUGGCACAGAACGUACCCACUGGCCAGCCAGUGACCGAAGGCGACAGCGGCCACUGUAAAAGCUUACCACGCGCCAUGGUCGGCGAGCCAGGCUUUGCAGCCAAUGGCAAUUCUGACAGCCUUCCGUCCCAAAAUCAGAUCUUGGAUAAGUCACUGCCAAACGCUUUGGUCUCAGAGACGGCUAAGGCGGAUGGCAUUUUGCCUACUGAGCAAGAAACCGUAGAAAAGGUUUGUAUGGAUCCACAAGUUGCCACGCGAUCCCUCAAGCGCAAGAGAGACAGCAAGGGUAAGCGUCCGGGUCCCACUAUUGCGAAGAUGAUGAACAUCGCAAGCCCCAGCACGAUAGCGCGUCUCUGGAGCAGCUGCAGGGACUCAAGGACUGGAACUCGGACCCUCACGGAAGGACACAGGCAAGUCUUGCCCGUCGAACCAGAACUGUCCAUGGACGGGAAAUCCGUGAUGGACCGUUUAGACAUCCUAAAGGAACAAUCUGCGGUAGCAAGCUCGAACAUGCACUUUUCUUCAGCUACUGAGCGCUUCCACCAUGUUCAAAUGGUACAUCUGUAUCAUAAGGCUAAGAGUCUUGACCAAAGCACUGCGAAUGCGACGAACUACGACCCGAAAGACACUGCUCUCCAUCCCUCACUUGUCGAUCAGUUUGCUGAGAAACUCUUCCCAAGCAAAGCAGGGAUAACAACGCGAAGUGGCUCCAACAUAUCCUCGAGACAGCCGCUCAAGAACGCAUUCAACACAUGGCUCACGGUGGGAAAGAAGCUGGCUAUGCUGGUUACUAGGUAUGGGUGUGGUAUCCUACUGCUCCUACCGGAGAAUUUGAGAGAUGAUAACCUUCGGCGGUUAAAGGAUUCCGAUUUUAACGCGGUCUUGGGCCAUCUUGACAAACGGGUAAAAGCAAAGAGUAUCAGGACUCUGACGGCCUUGUUGCCACUCCUCGCGGUAUGGGGGAUUCUACCUGAACAACAGCUUCGCUUGGAAAAGUGCGCUUCUAGGUCGGACGUCUUGGCUUGGGCUUCCAGUCCUGCUUCACUGGGCGACUUGUUAUCUCUGUGCGGCGAUACAUUUCCAUGCCAUUUCGAUUGUCCAACGCAACUCCAGCCAGUUAUAAGCUGUUUGCCGCAAAUACCAGCCCAAGUGUGUGAUUCUUCGGCCCAUCCUGUAAGUCUCGCCAGUAUCAUCGGAAGCCGGGUCCCCGCUGCAUUGUCCAUGCGUUGAAGGCAUCCCCGACGUAACGCGGGAUGCAUUUUUCAGUGCAUCAGGAUGUUGAAUCAGGUUGCUAGGAGUAGAAGCUAGAGUACUGUACAUAAUAAACUUGCAAUAAGGAACAAUCGCGUUGCAGCGUGAUGCUUGUUGCUGGCUGAGGGUCUAACCUAUUGACCUUCAAGCCACCUCGACUCAGGUUGCUUACCU
Colletotrichum destructivum is the source of this 1691-nucleotide messenger RNA. RefSeq lists its product as uncharacterized. The coding region runs from base 48 to 1496 and encodes 482 amino acids. The transcript is spliced from 4 exons. The record is from RefSeq and is a predicted model, not a curated record. Lineage: Eukaryota; Fungi; Ascomycota; Sordariomycetes; Glomerellales; Glomerellaceae.